Molecule: messenger RNA, 222 nt
Organism: Wallemia ichthyophaga EXF-994
Lineage: Eukaryota; Fungi; Basidiomycota; Wallemiomycetes; Wallemiales; Wallemiaceae
Exons: 2
Coding region: 1-222 (73 amino acids)
Biological process (GO): vacuolar proton-transporting V-type ATPase complex assembly
Cellular component (GO): endoplasmic reticulum membrane
Source: RefSeq, a predicted model, not a curated record
AUGUCUAUCAACCCUCUAAUCCCCGGAGUGAACAACAAGUUCCUGCUCAUUACCAACAUAAUAUUCACGCUGCUCUUCUUCAACUUGGUGUUCUUGAUACUAGCGGUAGACUACGAUAAUGGAAGAACGCACGUGAUAGCUCUCACGGGAGUCGUCGUUGCGUUGUGGACGACUGUGAACUGGUUCUACUAUGAGCUGUCAAAGACCAAGAAGACAGAAUAA